Molecule: messenger RNA, 1762 nt
Organism: Chenopodium quinoa (quinoa)
Lineage: Eukaryota; Viridiplantae; Streptophyta; Magnoliopsida; Caryophyllales; Amaranthaceae
Product: F-box/kelch-repeat protein At3g23880-like
Exons: 4
Coding region: 195-1454 (419 amino acids)
Molecular function (GO): protein binding
Source: RefSeq, a predicted model, not a curated record
UUUUCUUUUUUCCUUUUUGCGUCUAUUUCACGGUCCCAGCCUCCCAGGACACAGUACUCCUUCCUCUCUCUCUCCUCCAUUGAACAUACAUGAAAUUCUUCAUUGAAGAGGCUUUUGAGCUUUCUCUCCUCCAUUGAAGCAGUCUCUAAGUCCCAGAUUCAGAUCCAUCAAUCCUAUUUAACUAAUACCCAGCAAUGGCUCUAUCUUUGCAGCGUUACACUUGGCCAGAUGACAACAGUCAUUUUAAUCAUCUCUUGAAACAAAGAAUUAAUAAAGAAAAAGAGAGGUCAAUGUUAAUUGCAAUUGAGAAGAUUGAUCAUUUACCUGAAAAUUUAAUCAUUGAGAUUCUGUCAAGGUUACCUGUGAAAGAUCUAUUACAGUUUAAGAGUGUUUGCAAAUCAUGGCAUGCUAUUAUUUCGAGCCCAAAUUUCAUAUCCAAACACCUGAAUAACUACUAUAACAAUGAUGAAAGUUGGCGCGGUUGUAUCCUUGUCCAAUAUUAUGUUAGCCAUGCUGAACUUCAGCUGUAUGAGCUGUUGGUUGAUGAAUCUCCUCAAGUUUUAGCUGAUGAAGUGUUAUAUAGUAUGCCAAUGUAUAGCUCGUAUAUUUGUGGUCCGUGUCAUGGAUUAUAUUAUCUGUACCAGUACGAUUCUAGUGGUCGUGCUUUGUGGAAUCCGGCUAUCAAUGAGUUUAAACCCUUGCCUAAAAUGAUUUGUAAGCCUGAUCUUCCAUCUGAAUUCACUUAUGCUUCUAAUGAAGUUUAUGGUUUUGGGUUUGAUCCUGUUAGUGGAGACUAUAAGGUGGUUGUUAUGAAAGGUUAUUGGCUUACUAAUUAUGAUGAUGAAAGUGGUGUCAAGCAUCCUCCAUCAGUCCUUGUCUAUUCCUUAAGGACUGAUUCGUGGAGGUAUUGUGGAGAUCUGGCUAGAGCUUAUGAUUUGGAAGGUAAUAAAUGUUACAUUUAUGUGAAUGGAUGUUGUUACUGGUUCGGAUCAUUUGAAUAUAGUUCUGAGUAUAGUUCUGAAGUGAUCAUUUCUUUUGAUAUGGCUACUGAUGCGUUCAAAGAGAUUGAUGUUCCAGACUAUGCACAACCAAGUUCUAGGUGUCUUGGAGUGUAUGAUGAUUCUCUUGCGUUUCUGUCUCUCCACGAGACGGACAAGAAGUUCGAUAUUUGGAUAUGGAGUGAGGAGUGUUGGACCAAGAAAUUUACUGUGGGGCCAUUGUCAGAUGUUCGUAGUCCUGUUGGUCAUUGGAAGGAUAACAGGCUCUUACUAGAAUGUGAAGAUGGUAAGCUAGUCUUAUUGGAUCCCGAAACACCACAAGAAAUAAAGGAUCUUGCAUUUCAGAAGCAGAGGUGGUGUGAAGGAGUUUUUGCUUACAUGGAAAGUCUGGUUUCGAUCAAAGAUAAGAAAGAGGCAGGGUUGCAGCCUGAGGAAGUUGAAGCAGAAAAUAACUAAGCAUUGGAUUUAUCAUUCUCUCCAACAUACCAGUGCAAAACCAGCCUAUGUUUGUCAAGUGCUUUGUUUAAAAAUAAAGAGCAAUCUUUUUUUUUUCUUGCAAGUAAUUCAGAGCUGAAUAAUGCCAUUGAUAUUGUUAUAUGGUGAAAUAUCUUGUAAAUUAGAGAUAGCUUUGAUGUGUUGUCUGUAAUUUGCUUAUUUUGUGUAUUCCAAUUGAUGAAAUAAGAGCCUUAUCAGCUCAUCUUAGUUUGUAUUUUUAUGUUAAAAAACAUGUUAUUAAUUUGUCCAAAAACUAGUUAUGCUGGAAA